UUGUCGGUCCCACAGUUGGAGAGGCUCGCUCCAACGUAAGGGACGAAGGAAAUAGAAGAAUCAAAGAAAUCAAUCCCAGCGGCCACAAACGAGCUGAAACGAACAAACGGGAAAAAAUUCUUCGUUGAUUUCCUAUACUGCUGAACCACCCAACGGAAAACUUGCUUCGUUACGCCACAAUCCCAAAUAUUGUCUGAAAGUGGGAACCUAACAAGAAAAAGUUAUUCUUUUCUUCGUUAGUUAAUGAACCACUGAAUUGGUGGCUGGCAAGAGUACUCGACGCUGGUUGUGCGAAGUAGGGAGAGAUUUGCAAGUCCGCCGAGGCCUCAUGCAAGAUCGAGAUACAACAUGAAGAAGUUGCAUCCAUUCACCGCCGUGUCGCCAUGUCACACUCAUCUCCUCGUAGAAAAGAAAGUUUUCCAAUGAAGAAACCCGUUCAAAGUGAAAGAGAAAGAAAUUAGCCGGUCUCAAGAUUUUGAGUUCAGAUGGAUGACCAACUUGUGCAAUGAAGGUUGCGAGUGAUGUGAAAGCCAUGCUUGCAACGAAACGAAGAAAUGAAACAAGAAAAGCUUGUCUUUGGAGGGAAAAAGUGAUUUGUUGACUUUAGUACACGGACGUCGUCCUUCAUCCACAUCACCUCCAGCGACUAAUUGGCACUUUCCAUCGACAGAUCGGCUCCGACUUCAUCCCAUCACCCUUUCGAGCCAGCUGGAGAAGGCUUGCCACCACAGCGCCUUCAACUUCAGAGGGUUGGGUUGAUACUGUUGCUUGGAGUAUUGGGAUGAGAGUUGGACGAUGCCUCGGGGUCCCAAGGGACUAGUGAACGACAACUACCUUGGCUCGAGGCUUAAUGAUACUAUGCGUGCAUACAAGAUGCAGACGAGUGUCAGCCCAACGUGAUUUUCCAAUCAUGCCUUAACCAAGAAUGACACUUGCCAUUGGGAAAAAGUCCAACUUGAACUCCAACUGUGAGCAUUGACAUGGCCAUGCCACGAACAGAGCAGGCAUGUCAAGCCAAGGGCGUCUCAAGUACCCGAAGGGAUUUGCCAGCCUACUUUUGCAUUGCAAUCUGCAUCUAUAUCUCCCAUUUGGUGGUUGGAGUUGCUGCUGCAACUUGUCCGCGAAAAUGCGAAUGCAUUUGGAGGGAUGGCAAGAGCGUGGUGGAUUGCUCCAACCAGGGUCUUGGGAGCAUUCCCACGGAUGUGGAUGUGUCUUCUCAAGCACUAAAUAUCUCGGGUAAUCACAUUCCACUCUUCAACGAACGGCAGUUCUCUCGCUUUGGAAUGACGAAUUUGCAAAAGAUUUCGGCCUCAAAUUGUGGAUUGGGCCAAAUUCACCGUCAUGCUUUCCAAGGACUGACCAACCUCGUGGAGCUGUAUCUGGACAACAAUAAUCUCGCCGAGGUCCCUCAUGAGGCUUUAGCUGGAGAUGCACCCUCGCUAAUGACACUGAAUCUUCGGCACAAUACCAUCACACGGAUCCCAUCCCAGGCCUUUCGCCAACUGACCUCACUCAAAAAAUUGGACCUCUCCGAGAACAAGAUCCAGGUCGUGGAAUCAGGGGCCUUCGAGGGUCUGAGCAACCUCGAGCGGAUUUAUUUGCAUGCCAAUCGAAUUUCAAAUUUGGACGCUCGGGAUUUCUCGACCUCGCUCCAAGGGAUCACUUUGCAUGACAAUCGAUGGUCCUGUGAUUGCCAUCAACGAAGUUUCCGGCUUUGGCUCACUCAAAGCAAUGUCGCUCGUCCAGUGGAACCCGUUUGCCACGGUCCACGGCGCCUCAUUGGGAUUCGCAUCCCAAGCUUGAGCUUGGCCGAGUUUGCGUGUGCCCCUCAACUCUCCCCUACCUCGAUGUACCUGACCGUACCCCAGGGCAAGAACGUAUCGAUUGUGUGUCGGGUAGCUUCAGAUCCACUGAGUGAGAUCAUUUGGUAUUUCAAUGGCAAUCGAAUCAAAGACGCCACCAUUCGCUACCAACAAGGAACAAUCGAACGCACGGCCCACCAAGAUAAUUAUGCAUGGUCUCACCACGCCUCGGCUUCAAUCCAACCUUGGGAACCUUCCGAUGUGGGACAUGGGCGCUCGUCAAAUUUGGCGAAUCGCAUUUUACGCCACGACAUCAUUUCUGAGAGUGAGACUCGAUCUGAACUUCUCAUUCACAAUACGAGUGUCCGUGACAAUGGGACAUAUCACUGUCAAGCAGAAAACAAGGCGGCAAGAAGCGUGUCCAACUUUACACUUCACGUCACAAAUCACAUUGAUACCCCUAAGAUAUUGCAGCUCCGACUUGAGUACUUUGUGGCCGUAGCAGUCGGGGUCAUCUUGAUCUUGGUGCUGAUAAUCAUGGCCGUGGCUGUGUUGCUCAUUCGCCUCUGUCGGAGACGGAUUAAAUCCAAACAGAGCGAGAUGAUGAAAGCCGACGAGCGAAACGGAAGCUCGUCAACUCUCUAUGGGGCCAAAAAAGUCGGGCCAAUGCCGGCCAAAAUGCCCAAGCACAUCAGAAUGGGCACGGGCGGAUUUCGAAACCCACAACCAACCACUUCCAUUGCGGCUUCGUCUCAACAAUCAUUAAAUCCUUACCUCAAUUCCACAAUAUCUGAUCGUCCGGACUUGCUGACGGACCACAGCUUGAGUAGCACGGGCAAAGGUUCAAAGGUUGCGUCUACCGGAACCAUGUCCAGCGAGUCAAGUCGGGUCAGCUCGGGUAGCCAACCUACAUCCCAACAAGGCUCCUAUCGAAUGGCCAUGGAGAACAUUAUUGAUGAUUACAGGCUCUCUAACCCGCCUGAGUUGCGCACCAAGCCUUUGAUUGGGUCUACAUCUUUAAAUGAUCAAGGAAAGGGGAUGAGUCGAGCUCCCGCCGCCAGACCACUGAGCAGUGUCAUGUCAGAUUGCCUACGAGGCUCCUCUGUUCCAUUUCCCGAUUCCUGCGUCUCCAGAAGUGGUCGCGAUCUCCUGGGAAUUGAUCCUCGGAUAGUGGAUGCCCUUGAAGAGGGCGGAAACGGACGUUACCCCGUUGAUUAUGGUCUUCCAAGAUCGCCACCAAUGGAUCCUUCAAACUUGAGGGCUUUUGCCAAUCCAAACUAUAGACAUCAUCCCCAUUCAAACACCUUGCCACAUCACUACCAUUCAUAUCAGAGCGACCAGCUUUUGGCCAGAGGGCAACCGUCUUUUAGCUUGGGUCACCACCCGAUGGGAACAAUGCCAUCACAUUACUUCAGGCCGCAGGGUGGAACCACGACUUUGGACGCGCUUGCACUUUGGCAAUACCAACAGCUACAAAACCAGAUCAGCCAUCAACCCCAAAGUCUUCAUCCGAAUUUCUUGCGCACCAAACAAGUUCUACCAGAUGAAAAAUAUCCGGAUGAAGAUUCACGACAUGCCAUCAUGUCUGAUCAUCAUCUUUACCAAAGUCUUCCUGUCAGGUCUUUUAUCGAGGGUUCUCACCCAACUCCCUUGGGUCCCAUUUUGUCCCAAGCUUCCCAUCCGCCUCAUCUUCAACUCUCAGAACCCCUUUAUACCUCCCUUCAAAGUACGAGUAAUGCCAAUCACUUACAAUCCGGCGAGCAGCAAAAUAAACCACCCUAUGCCUACCCUUCAGAUCGGCAAAUGGACUUGUCCCAUUACGAAACCAUUGGCCGUAACAAGACGAGCCAGAGUAUGAAGACCAUGAUGAAUCCACAACAACAACACCACCAACAGCGACAACAACAACAACAACAACAACAACAACAACAACAGCCACUCCCACCGAUCACUUCAAGCAUAUCUCCUGAGAUGACAUCGACAACUAGUUCAAGUCAGCCCAUAGUUCAAGAGAACACCAGAGCUGAUCAUUUUCCCUCCGACACGAUUCCGUCAGAGUCAAUCAAGAAUUCAGUGUUUUCUAGCUUGCCAACAAUCAAGUCCUCAGAGGAUCAGACCCUAUCGACAUACUUGGCCCCCUUGGCCGAGCAGGAGGAUGGUGGCACCACGAGUGGGGCGGGUAGUAGUAGCUGGACUUCCGAGGCUCCCUCCACUGUUCCUCUGGUUGAGGAUUUCUCGCCCUCCGAAGAAACGAGAACUGAUGAGGUCGAUCAACAAGAGAAGGGGAAACAAGCGAACCAGACCCGCAAUCCACUCGCGGAGGAUAAUGAUCAAUCAACAAGCAACUUGCACUUCCAAGUCCAGCCGACCAGUUGGACACGGUCAAUGGAAAAUGAUGCAUCACACCCCGGUAAAACAGAUGUAAAAGCCUCGUCAGAGCCUCAACAUGAAAGGAAGCCGGAAACAACACGCCCACUUCUUUCUCAACCCCAACUAGUCACAACCCAACCAAAUGAAAAGCCCAAGAAUGAUGGCCAUAAUCUUUUGAGCAAUGACACGAGGGAACUAACGGACCAGCAAAACGAAAAUGGCUCCGCCAGUCAAGGUGAUAAACUGGAAGGCUCACUGAAGGACAAAAAGGAGCCCACCGUUGCGGCUUUUCAGUCUGUGCAAUCGAGCUACGCUAGUGAGACUGGAGAUGAUGUGGGAAGUGAUUCUUCCCUCCAAUUGAUCUCCACCAGUCAAGGGGAGGGGGAGGAAGAGGAAGAGGUGAAAGGAAACUUGACUAAAAGUGAUCCAAGGAGUCAAGCAGACAAACUUGUCGAGAGUAGUGAUGAGAGUUUAGUUGGUAUGGACACUUUAAAGAUCUACCAAGAACUUGACGAUGCAUUCAUCUCUUUGGAUCAAGAAGUCAACAACUUUGAAGCAGGAGUAAAUGAUAGCAGUUGAAAGACCACAGAAAUGAAAUGAAGUGUUUUGUUUAUGUCGAACAAGAUUGAAAAGUUGUGAUAUUUCGGCUCGUAUGCUGGGCUUGCUAAUACAUGGCUGCCUAAACCAAGUCAUCCUUUAGACAUUGUUGCUAAUAGCUUAAUAACCGUAUUCAAACAAUCAGUGCACAUUUUCUAUUCCCGUAUAACACAUCAGCAAUAAAGAGUGCAAGUUGUGAAGCAUA
This is a messenger RNA of Tigriopus californicus, 4974 nucleotides long. RefSeq lists its product as uncharacterized. Gene Ontology annotation, molecular function: protein binding. The transcript has 7 exons. The record is from RefSeq and is a predicted model, not a curated record. Bases 981 to 4751 code for a protein of 1256 amino acids. Lineage: Eukaryota; Metazoa; Arthropoda; Copepoda; Harpacticoida; Harpacticidae.